Messenger RNA from Sciurus carolinensis (gray squirrel), 3416 nucleotides. RefSeq names its product prostaglandin E receptor 4 (gene Ptger4). Gene Ontology annotation, molecular function: prostaglandin E receptor activity. Gene Ontology annotation, biological process: positive regulation of cytosolic calcium ion concentration; adenylate cyclase-activating G protein-coupled receptor signaling pathway; cellular response to prostaglandin E stimulus. Gene Ontology annotation, cellular component: plasma membrane. The transcript has 3 exons. The record is from RefSeq and is a predicted model, not a curated record. Bases 598 to 2064 code for a protein of 488 amino acids. NCBI's taxonomy places the organism in Eukaryota, Metazoa, Chordata, Mammalia, Rodentia, Sciuridae.
UGGAAGGGUGAGAGCGGAGCUCGAAACCCGGCAGCCAGAGAGGAAGAUGAACAGUUCUAGGUCAGAGCCCCAGAUUGGACCCCGAGCCGCCCCCAAGACACCAGGAGCGGCCUCAGCAGCAGCCGCCAACGACCGUAGCCGUCCGUUCUGACCGUGGCUGGGGAGGAGGACGGCGUGAACCGAGGACCCACGCACGGUUCCACCUACGCGCGCUGCCACACACCUGGAAGGUAUCUGCCUGUGGACAAGACCUGCGGGCUCUGCAAAUCGGGGACUCAUCUUUGAAGGAAAAGGGAAAAAUAAACAAAAAACUCAACACCAGUCUUCACUAACCCAUCCGCUGCCCCUCCUGUUCUCCAACUUUUUGAAAACUGACCACUCUGAUCCCAGUUCCGGAAAAUUGGCAGCCACCGAGACCCAGCUCCGAAAAGUCUAACGCUUAGCAAGUUCCACAUUAAGGUGGACGAGGCUGAAGGCAGAUUGGGGGCAGAUCCAGGACAUCCGAGGUCUGAGCCUGGGCGCCUACGGUGCUGCUACAACUGCGUCCACUACAGACCCCGCAUCGCUCUGCAAGGCUACGCACUGCCGGCCACCAUCAUGUCCACGCCCGCGGUCAAUGCGUCCGCCUCUUCGAGUCCGGACCGACUGAACAGCCCAGUUACCAUCCCAGCGGUGAUGUUCAUAUUCGGGGUGGUGGGCAACCUGGUGGCCAUCGUGGUGCUGUGUAAGUCGCGCAAGGAGCAGAAGGAGACCACCUUCUACACGUUGGUAUGUGGGCUAGCUGUCACCGACCUACUGGGCACUUUGCUGGUGAGCCCGGUGACCAUCGCCACGUACAUGAAGGGCCAGUGGCCAGGGGAACAGGCGCUGUGCGAUUACAGCACCUUCAUCCUGCUCUUCUUCGGUCUGUCGGGCCUCAGCAUCAUCUGUGCCAUGAGUAUAGAGCGCUACCUGGCCAUCAACCACGCCUACUUCUACAGCCACUACGUGGACAAGCGACUGGCCGGUCUCACUCUCUUCGCUGUCUAUGCAUCCAACGUGCUGUUCUGUGCACUGCCCAACAUGGGCCUCGGCCGCUCUCAGCUGCAGUACCCGCAGACCUGGUGCUUCAUCGACUGGACCACCAACGUGACGGCGUACGCCGCUUUCUCCUACAUGUACGCGGGCUUCAGCUCCUUCCUCAUUCUCGCCACCGUGCUCUGCAACGUGCUCGUGUGCGGCGCGCUGCUCCGUAUGCACCGCCAAUUCAUGCGCCGUACCUCGUUGGGCACCGAGCAGCAUCACGCAGCUGGCGCCGCCGCUGUGUCCUCUGCUGCUUGUCGGGGCAACCCCUCUGCCUCCCCAGCUCUGCCGCGCCUCAGCGAUUUUCGCCGCAGGCGAAGCUUCCGGCGCAUGGCGGGCGCAGAGAUCCAGAUGGUCAUCUUACUCAUUGCCACCUCCCUGGUGGUGCUCAUCUGCUCCAUCCCGCUCGUGGUACGUGUAUUCAUCAACCAGUUAUAUCAGCCAAGUGUGGUGCGAGAAAUCAGCAAGAACCCAGAUUUGCAGGCCAUCCGAAUUGCUUCUGUGAACCCCAUUCUGGACCCCUGGAUAUACAUCCUUCUACGAAAGGCCGUGCUCAGUAAAGCAAUAGAGAAAAUCAAAUGCCUCUUCUGCCGCAUUGGUGGGUCGCGCAGAGACCGCUCCAGACAGCAGUGUUCUGAGAGUCGGAGGACCUCUUCCGCCAUGUCCAGCCAUUCUCGCUCCUUCAUCUCCAGGGAGCUGAAGGAGAUCAGCAGCACAUCUCAGACCCUCCUUUACCUGCCAGACCUAAGUGAAAGUGGCCUUGCGGGCAGGAAUUUACUUCCAGGUGUGCCUGGUAUGGGCCUGGCCCAAACAGACACCACCUCACUGAGAACUUUGCGAAUAUCAGAGACCUCAGACUCCUCACAGGGCCAGGACUCCGAGAGCGUCCUACUGGUGGAUGAGGUUGGAGGAAGGAACAGGGAUGGGCCGGCUCCUAAGGGUAACUCCCUGCAAGUCACAUUUCCCAGUGAAACACUGAACUUAUCUGAAAAAUGUAUAUAGUAGCUAGGGAAAGAUAACCGCACUGUUUCUGGAAACUUCUAAAAUCCUGUGCAAUAGACACAUUAAGUGUUGAGUUGUGCUCAGAAGGGCUGCCUUUGUCCUGCGACUCACAUUAAAAAAUAGUCAGGCUCUUGAGCACUUUUCAAACAAUCAAGCUGAUUCACGUGUCCAGAGGCCUGCAGCACAUUGGUCGCAGCCCUGCUAGGACACAGGACUGCAGUCACGACCUGAUGGUGAGGAGGAGCUGCCCUCAGUUUGCUACUGGAUGGGAGGAUGGCAGAAGUUAUGCUACUUUCAUAACAUCAAGAGCUUUCUGUCUGGUACACAGCAGAGGCCCAGAUACCAGAAGGGCUCUAUUCUAAUAAACUAUGAGGACUACUACCUUAUGGCUGAUUGAAAUGUCUCACUAAAGCAUGAAAUGUGAAUUUUUAUUGUUGUAAAUAUGAUUUAAGGUAUUUAAAGUAUUUUCUUCUCUAUGAGAAGGUUUAUUGUUAAUACAUGGUAUAAUAAAGUUAUGGUAACCCCUCUCCUCCCAGUAUAACCAGCAGAAGUAGGAGAUGUUAGAUUUUUUUUUUUUUUUUAAUGAACAAGUUCAGGCCGAAGUGUCAAAAAUUCAGUGAAACUAAUUAUAAAAAUAGAUACAAAAUUUUUGAAGAAAGAGUUUAGUAUUGACAAAGGAAUAAAGAAAAAAUCUCAUUUAAGAUGUGAAAAUUACAGUCCAAAAUAAUAUUACUUUUUCCAAACUAUGUAUAAUAUUGGAAAGUAUUUUAGCGACAUUACAUUUAUUUAUCCAGAAAGCUGUGAUUUCAAGAGAACCUAACAUGCUGGUAAAUAUUUUCAACUUUUGUUCCCACUAAUUGAUAUUUUUUAUAAUAUAAAAUUGUGUUUACCCAUAAUUGAAAUGUAUGAUAUAAAAACUCUAAGCAGUUUGUUUUCCCCCUAAAAGUGUGCAUAGUUUUGCUUGCCUAAGAAAUGACCUAGAGUAUUCUUUAAAAUAUAAGAAGAAAGGUUGCACCCUAAAGACUGUGUUUUGAGAUGUAGUUAAAUUCACCUUUUACAUGUGUCAAAAGUGUCACAAGGUGGUAUAACUUGGGCAUGUAAGGGUUGCCUUCUAAUAGUUUGGUGUGGUACCCAGUGAUGCUGUACAUGUAUUUGAAGGAACUUCCUCAAAGAAAUAUUAAGCAUGUUUUGUUGCUUAAAGUGUUUUUGUGAAUUGCUUGGUUGUGAUUAAAUUCUGAGCCUGAUAUUGAUAUGGUUUUAAGAAGUAGUUGUACCAACUGAAAUUAUUUUGAGGAUUGUAAUAAAUUAAUGCAUUCCAGCUGAGUUCCAUAUCCUCAGUUUUGGAAAACUUG